This is a messenger RNA of Wyeomyia smithii (pitcher-plant mosquito), 2609 nucleotides long. RefSeq names its product putative inorganic phosphate cotransporter. The record is from RefSeq and is a predicted model, not a curated record. Gene Ontology annotation, cellular component: plasma membrane. Gene Ontology annotation, biological process: transmembrane transport; monoatomic anion transport. Gene Ontology annotation, molecular function: transmembrane transporter activity. Bases 705 to 2171 code for a protein of 488 amino acids. The transcript has 5 exons. Lineage: Eukaryota; Metazoa; Arthropoda; Insecta; Diptera; Culicidae.
AUACAAAGCGAAAAAAAUCUGAAAAUAUACAACGCAAAGCAAACAGAUCCUUUGAUUCAUACAGCAAAUCACAGAAAACGGGUGUUUGUUCAGAUUUAAUCCAUCUGGAGGUUACCCUACGAAAAUAUCAUCUUCCUAGUACAGUGUUGCACUGCUAUGGAUUCAUUCCAUUCCCAUCGUUCGACGGAGAAAAUGUGAAACGUGUCCAAACUGUCGGUCGUCAUUAGAGUGCAAUAAGUUCGCGAGAGUGCUUAGAAUAAUUCCAGUGUGAAGUUUCUUAGGGUCAGCUGAUAGUGCACCAAUUAACAUUCAAGCAUGACCCUUGGCGACCUGCAGUACGCAAGCUGACCGCAAAAGUGAUUUCUGCAGUCUCUUUGUUUCUCGACAACACCCUGCGAUCAGGAGCUGAGAUAAGCCGAAACCAGCAGCCCACUUCAUGCAUCAUCGAGCAGCAUUUUGCCAUACGGCGAGCGCAUAGGGUGAUUGUGAAAAUAAAACAAAGAUUGUGCCACUAAUUCGACGACUGCAGCAAUCACUUCCACAUGCAAAUCAACGUAACGUCUGUUACGUUAACAGCAAAUUUGACCAGCCAUAGGGGCGACAUAUCAAUUUAGCACAAAAAAUUAACAACGCACCACCGCUGACGGUGGAAAAGAAGUCGUGCAAAAAUAUUGGAUACCCUUUCCUACCUCGGGGAAGUCGCUAUGUUCAACUGUUGUGGCAGACGCUAUGACUACCGCCCCAUCGAUCUUGCAUUUCAACCGAGCGGCUUCGGCAUCCGCCACGUGCAGACGCUUCUACUUUUCUUCGGCCUUACUGUUGCGUAUGCCCUGCGGGUUAACCUCUCGGUCGCCAUCGUGGCGAUGGUCGACAAAAAUGCCGCCAACAAAGACUUCGAGGAAUUCGACUGGGAUCAAAAGACGCAAUCGGUGAUUCUGAGCAGCUUUUUCUGGGGCUACGUCGUCACGCAGAUUCCAGCCGGCCAGAUGGCACAGAGAUUCGGGGCAAAGAUUCUACUGCUUUUUUCGUUGGGAAUUUGCUCCUCGCUGGCCGUUCUAACGCCAAUAUGUGCCAACAUCGGGGGAAGCAAGCUGGUAGUAGGUCUUCGGAUAUUGCAGGGCCUUAGCCAGGGUUUUAUUUUUCCAUCAACGCACACUUUACUGUCCAAAUGGGCACCGGUCUCAGAGCGGGGACGAUUAGGAACAUACUGCUACGCAGGAGCUCAGUUUGGUACAGUGAUUAUGUUGGCUAUCAGCGGGGUUUUGGCAUCCUCUUCCUUCGGUUGGCCUGGAAUUUUCUACAUAUCAGGCGCCGCCGGACUUGUGUGGACCGUAAUGUGGUUCUUCUUUGGUGGUAACUCUCCGGUGGAACAUGGCACAAUUUCCGCCGAGGAACGAGAUUUUAUUGAAAACUCGCUAGGAAAUCAAGAUCAUAGCAAAAAAAUUGUAACUCCAUGGAAAGCGAUAUUUACGUCCGCACCAAUGAUUGCACUGAUCAUAACUCACAGCAGUCAUAACUGGGGCUUCUGGACACUCUUGACCGAAAUGCCAACCUACAUGAAAAACGUUCUUGAGCUAGAGAUCAAGAAAAACGCUCUACUUUCAAGUUUGCCCUAUUUGGUGAUGUGGAUUCUCAGCUUGAUUUUCAGUCCGAUAUCAGACUUUUUAAUAAAUCACCACUACCUGUCGCGGGUCGCCAGCCGAAAGGUUUUCAAUUCCAUCGGACUAUGGAUUCCAAUGUGCGCCCUACUCGGACUGGCCUUCGUUCCCGCCGGACAAACUGAUCUGGCUAUUGGCCUGCUCACGGCGGCUGUUGGCAUAAAUGCGGCUACCUACUUGGGAUUCCAGGUGAACCACAUCGAUUUGGCGCCCAAUCAUGCGGGUACCAUGAUGGGUAUAACGAAUUGUGCGGCAAAUAUCAUGUCUAUCAUUGCACCGCUUAUUGUUGGUCAGGUACUGGAUGAUGAUAAAGAUCCUGUCCAAUGGCGAACCGUGUUCUACAUUGCCGCGGGUGUAUACUUCUUCGGAAAUCUAGUAUUUGUCCUACUGGGAAAAGCAGAUAUUCAAUCCUGGAAUGAAUCCCAUCCAAGCAAGAAAGAUGAUGAUACCGAAGCUGCAUUGCCAAAUAACCGCGAACCAACCGAACGUCCCGUCAAUGUCACGGAUCAGUAAACAAGAGGAAAAUGAAUGCAUUUCGAUCAUCAUUCAUAGAGUAAACCUAUCACAAACAACACCCGGGAUUGGAUUGCCCGUUAACAGAACUGGAAUACCGUUACUACCGAGGAAGAAAGUACUUAGUCUAGUCCAAAGACGUUUUGAAGAAGCUACAAAAUUACGAAGCUCGUUUGAGGAAACAUUUUCGAAUGACAUUUCAGCAUAUCUAACAAAAAGGAUUAAACCCGAGUGCUCUUAUUAAUUGUGAAAAACAACAUGUGCAGGAAGAAAUUGUUUUCCAUUGCACUUUGUACGCUAAAAACCGAAAUGAAUUAAUAGAUGAGAGGGCUGUUAGUCAUUGUGUACAAAAUACUUCCUAGAAUUACAAUACAAAAAUAUUUUUAAUGAAUAUGUUAUUUAGAUCGUUAUAAGAUAAUAAAAAACGAAUAUUUACAA